Danaus chrysippus (African queen) is the source of this 1152-nucleotide messenger RNA. Lineage: Eukaryota; Metazoa; Arthropoda; Insecta; Lepidoptera; Nymphalidae. The record is from the annotation of a GenBank genome assembly.
AUGUUGAAGUUGUGGCUCGGGCUCGCGCUAACGGCUGACUCAUCGGCUUUAUUCAGGGAUCGUAAUAGUUUUGGGAUGAAUCUAAAAAGACCAUCGGAGCUCUACAAACACCUAAGAGUUUCCAAGAGACAUAUCCUGGGAAAAUCCCAUGAUGACGUCGUUACAUCACUCCCAAAAGACAAUGAUGCCCCAGAGCUAGAGUCACGACUUCAAUUCCAUAAACAAUUUAUGAUCGGAGCGCAAAAUAACAGAGUAGGGUUAGGAUCAAGUAGGAAAGUCCAAGAUACGGAUAUAUUGAAGUCUUUUAUUCGGCAAGACGAGAACGAUAAAUACAAGAUCCAUGCAAUGAGUUUAGAAAUGCAGAACGAGUGGUUAGACAUAGGAGAUUUUUGCAUUCCACUAGCACUAAAAUGGCGCACCCUAAUUCAUGACUGGUCGCCAGCCUUGCUAAAAUUUUAUCUCAAUGCGUUCCAGAUGACUCUCCCAGAUCAGAGUAAUUUAGUAAGAUGGGGUAAAGGUACCGAAAAAACUUGCUAUAUCUGCGGAAAGGCAGUUGGAACUGCCAAGCAUUUGCUGGUGGGAUGUAAGGUUCUCCUGGACAGCGGUCAAUACUCGCGUCGUCACGAUAGGGUUUUAGAGAUCAUACGUUUUGUGAGAGAGGGCACCAGGGCUAUAAAAUCAAACGUCAAGCCUUACUCUAUCCUUAAAGCGGCUUCGGAUUGGACUAUCAUGAUGGAUACGUAUGAGAAACAAUACAAAAUCCCCGAGGAUAUUUGUGCGUCGGCCUCCAGACCAGACAUAUUUCUAUAUUCGCGUAUUUUAAAGCGCGUUGUGAUGAUAGAGCUUACGGUGCCUUGGGAAACCAACAUCCCCAAAGACCAUGCCACCAAGGUCAAUAAGUAUUACGAGCUCACUAACGAACUAACUCGAAAUAGGUUCGUCGUUGAUUUGUACGCGGUAGAGGUGGGAGCGAGAGGUAUAACAGCUAAAUCUCUCUAUAACCUACUAAAAGACUUGGGCCUGUCCAGAACUAACAUUAAUUCAUUCUUAGAACGUACGUCGAAGGCAGCCCUAGUAGGUUCUUUUCAAAUUUGGUUAGGUAGGGAGAGGAACUUGGACAGUGGAGGUGAGCGUAUAACGCGCGUUAGUUAA